This is a messenger RNA of Gymnogyps californianus (California condor), 1600 nucleotides long. RefSeq names its product aldehyde dehydrogenase 1 family member A3 (gene ALDH1A3). The coding region runs from base 1 to 1539 and encodes 512 amino acids. The record is from RefSeq and is a predicted model, not a curated record. Lineage: Eukaryota; Metazoa; Chordata; Aves; Accipitriformes; Cathartidae. Gene Ontology annotation, molecular function: aldehyde dehydrogenase (NAD+) activity. Gene Ontology annotation, biological process: aldehyde metabolic process. The transcript is spliced from 13 exons.
AUGGCCGCCCUCAACGGCGCCGUGGAGAACGGGCAGCCUGACAGGAAGGUGCCGCCGCUGCCGCGGCCCCUGCGGAGCCUGGAGGUGAAGUACACCAAGAUAUUUAUUAACAAUGAAUGGCAUGAGUCUACAAGUGGAAAGAAGUUCCCCACCUACAACCCUUCAACGCUGGAGAAAAUUUGUGACAUUGAGGAAGGAGACAAGCCUGAUGUGGAUAAUGCGGUGGAAGCAGCGAAGGCAGCAUUCCAGAGGGGGUCUCCAUGGAGACAGAUGGAUGCCCUAAGCAGAGGACGACUCCUGCACAAGCUGGCUGAUCUUCUGGAGCGAGACAGAGUCACCCUGGCAACUCUGGAAACAAUGGACACAGGAAAACCUUUUCUGCAGGCUUAUUUCAUUGACCUGGAAGGUUGUAUAAAAACACUCCGAUAUUAUGCUGGAUGGGCUGAUAAAAUUCAGGGCAGAACUAUCCCAGUGGAUGAAAAUUUUGUCUGUUUCACCAGGCAUGAACCGAUGGGUGUCUGUGGAGCUAUAACUCCAUGGAACUUCCCAUUGCUAAUGCUGGUUUGGAAGAUGGCACCAGCGCUGUGCUGUGGAAACACUUUGGUUAUUAAGCCAGCUGAACAAACUCCUCUCACGUCGCUGUACAUUGGCUCGCUGAUCAAGGAGGUGGGUUUCCCUCCAGGUGUGGUGAACAUUGUGCCAGGCUACGGCCCCACAGCUGGAGCUGCUAUUUCUACCCAUCACAGCAUUGAUAAAAUUGCUUUUACUGGAUCAACAAAGGUUGGAAAACUGAUCAAGGAAGCUGCUUCUAAAAGCAACCUCAAAAGGGUGACAUUAGAGCUUGGAGGGAAAAACCCCUGCAUUGUGUGUGCAGAUGCAGACUUGGACUUGGCAGUGGAAUGUGCCCAUCAAGGCGUGUUCUUCAAUCAAGGGCAGUGCUGCACGGCUGCCUCACGAGUGUUUGUGGAGGAGCAGAUAUAUCCGGAGUUUGUCAAGCGUAGCGUGGAAUAUGCCAAGAAGCGACUCGUUGGAGACCCCUUUGAUGCCAGAACUGAACAAGGGCCCCAGAUUGACCAAAAACAGUUUGAUAAAAUCCUGGAGCUGAUAGAAAGUGGGAAGAAGGAAGGGGCUAAGCUGGAGUGUGGGGGUCUUGCCAUUGAAGACAGAGGCCUGUUUAUAAAACCCACUGUGUUUUCGGAGGUCACUGACAACAUGCGUAUUGCCAAAGAAGAGAUUUUUGGGCCAGUUCAGCCAAUUAUGAAGUUCAAGAGUAUAGAAGAGGUCAUAAGAAGAGCCAACAAUACUGAGUAUGGACUUACGGCUGCAGUGUUCACAAAGAAUCUGGACAGAGCAUUAACGCUAGCUUCUGCAUUGCAAUCGGGAACUGUCUGGAUCAACUGUUACAAUGCGCUCUAUGCACAGGCUCCUUUUGGUGGCUUUAAAAUGUCAGGCAAUGGCAGAGAACUUGGUGAAUAUGCUUUGGCAGAAUAUACCGAAGUGAAAACAGUCACCAUUAAACUCUCCCAGAAGAGUCCAUGAAAACAGAAGGCCUAAAAUGCUGACACUCUGAAUGUGACACAUGGGGGAUGUGUUCAGAGCA